AUGAAUUUGCGCAACUUCCUUUGCAGCCAAGCACAACGCGCGCUAGUAAGAGGGUGCUAUUUCGAAGGGAAAAAACUCUCCUUCACGGGAAAGUGCUUCCUCACCAAUGAAGCCAAACCAUUUAAGGUCGGAAUCAUUGGAGCUGGCCCGUCGGCCCUCUACUGCUGCAAGCAUUUACUAAAACAUGAAAGAGUUAAAGUUGACAUUUUUGAGAAGCUACCCAACCCCUAUGGCCUCAUCAGGUAUGGAGUGGCCCCCGAUCACAUUAAUGUGAAGAAUACGUACAGAACUUUUGACCCUGUUUUUUUAAGCGCCAAUUACAGAUUUUUUGGAAAUGUGCACAUUGGGGUGGACUUAAGAAUGGAAGAACUUCGGAACCACUACAACUGUGUCAUUUUCUGUUGCGGCGCGUCUGAAGUGUCACUGCCCGUUGUGCAGAAAGAUGAGGACAACGCGCUUAGUGAGGGAGGAACCCAGGACGGAAAACAGAGCGGCCUUUUCCAUGCAAGGGAUCUUAUCUACUUUUACAACAACAUGUAUAGCGACAUGCGAUGCACGGCAGUGGACAAUUACCUAAAUUCAUUCGAAAAUUUCACCACCUCCGUCAUCAUAGGGAACGGAAAUGUGUCUCUUGACAUAGCACGCAUAUUGAUAAAAUCCCCCGAUGAUUUAAAUAAAACAGACAUCAGUAAUGACUACCUGAAGGUGAUAAAGCGACACAACGUUAAACACAUUUACAUUGUUGGGCGCAGGGGAUUCUGGGAGUCAUCCUUUACCAAUGCAGAGCUGAGGGAAUUAAUUUCGUUAGAGAAUACCAAAGUCAUUUUAAGCAAAAAAAACUAUGACCUCUGCUGUCUUUUAAAAAGCGAUGAGGCAAAUACAAAUAUGAAAAGAAGGCAACAUGAAAUCUUUCAUAAAAUGGUAAAAAACUACGAGGAGAUGGAAAAAAAUAAAGAGUUUUACAAAACACAUAAAAUUAUCGAAUUCAUUUUUUACUUCGAAAUAAAAAAAAUACGACCCAUCGACAGUGCCAUGAAGAAUGUAGAAUUUGAACUGAACAAAAAUGUCCCCAUGUCCUAUUCGACUUUUAAAGAAAACAAAGUUAUGGUAACUCCACUGGUCAUCUUCGCUACAGGAUUUAAAAAAAGCAACUUCACCGAAGAAUUGUACAAUCAAUCUGUUCAAAUAUUUAGGGAAGAUAUAGGGCAGCACAAAUUUGGCAUUUUCAAGGCAGGGUGGUUUGAUACAGGACCCAAGGGAAAUAUAGCUAGUCAGAUUUUGAACUCAAAAAAUUCUACACAUCUAGUUUUAAACUUCCUCCAGAAAGUGGACACCUUUUUUGACAAUGACAUUUCGAUGUUGUUACAGGAGAAACAAAUUCCCUAUGUUUCCAUCGAUGACUGGACUUACCUCCACCAGCUGGAGAAGCAGAUGGGGGCGCAGCAAAACAAAAUUGGCCAAAAGUUCUCCCAAACCGGGGAGGUGUUGCGUGUACUGAAGGACAGAAUGGGGGGAAGCCACUAA
This is a messenger RNA of Plasmodium inui San Antonio 1, 1524 nucleotides long. Its product is annotated as ferredoxin-NADP+ reductase. The record is from RefSeq and is a predicted model, not a curated record. Gene Ontology annotation, molecular function: oxidoreductase activity. Lineage: Eukaryota; Apicomplexa; Aconoidasida; Haemosporida; Plasmodiidae. The transcript has a single exon. The coding region runs from base 1 to 1524 and encodes 507 amino acids.